This is a messenger RNA of Actinia tenebrosa (Australian red waratah sea anemone), 3026 nucleotides long. RefSeq names its product axin-1. Gene Ontology annotation, biological process: negative regulation of canonical Wnt signaling pathway; cell development; positive regulation of protein kinase activity. Gene Ontology annotation, molecular function: beta-catenin binding; protein kinase binding; molecular adaptor activity. The record is from RefSeq and is a predicted model, not a curated record. Gene Ontology annotation, cellular component: nucleus; beta-catenin destruction complex; plasma membrane. Lineage: Eukaryota; Metazoa; Cnidaria; Anthozoa; Actiniaria; Actiniidae.
CUUUUGAAGUUGAUUUUGUAGUCUUUGCCGAACUCAAUAACAUUCCCAGCACAAAUGUAAAGCUACGCUGAGAAGUUUCGAAGUUAUUCCAGGCUGUAAGGUCUGAUCAUUUGUCUUCGAUCUCCUUACCGAUUUCAUCUCUAUCACUCUUCAAAAGUUAUAAAUGCGGAUCGAUUUUAUAGAUGUAGUGCAAAGAUUCUCCGAAUCUACUGCCAAGCGGGUUUGGGGUUAGGAGAGUAUACUACAUGCCGGCCAACCUUGUACGUCUCGUCUUGUCAUGGAACCGAGAGAGAAGGAUAGCAGUGUUCCAAACACACAGGGAAGUUUUCGAACACUAGAUCACUCAUCUACACGUGAAAUUGAGUCUGCAAAUGCCCGCUUGUAUAACAUGCCGCGGCCACCGCCAACGGGAGAAGAUUCAAGCGAGAACGAUCGCUCGAAAGAAGGACUUGGUCAAUUUAAAGCUGAUUCCUACGAGCCACCAAGUCCUCGACUUACACCUCGAAGAUCUACUGCAAAGGAAUUACCGAUAAGCCAUGGAGCUUCUCUCGCGACAGAUGAAGAGAAGUUAGCACCGCUAGGGUUUGAACCCGAAGGACAAGCUGUUUCGAGUCCGACAUUUCAUGAACGACUGGGAACUUGUUUCACAGACAAGUUAAGCGAUUGUGAUGAAUCGUAUGUUUUUUACCAGUAUUUACGAAGAAUUAACCGUGACAUUCUUCUAGAUUUCUGCCGAACUUGUGAUGACUUUCGAGGUAUGGUACCUACAUCGCCUCAGACGCGAUCCACGGCCAAAGCAAUCUUUCAAAAAUACAUAUUUUCUCGAGAUACCUGUGACUUAUUAGGGAUCAAGGAAUCUUCGAGGACUAAAAUUGCGGAACAUAUAAGCGACCAGCCCACAGAUCCUCUACUUUUCGAACAAGCAUGCUCAGAAGUUAUGGUGAAUUUAAAAACUACAUACUAUGAAUCGUUUCUAAGCUCAAGUUUCUACAAAGAGUUUACCGAAACUCAUUGUGAAUCACCGAAAAUUAUCAACGAGAUGGUAGCUCCUUAUAGUGGAAGGUUUCAAGGUGGCUAUCUACCUACUUUACCUGAGGAAAAAGUAUUGGGAUUCGGUGAAGAAAUAGAAGAAUUCGAAUAUGAUCAACAGUGUAAAAAUACCAAGGGACUAUCAGGACUGACCUACACUAGUACGGACCCGACCUCGGAUGAAAAAAAUGCACGAAAAUUGCUCCAUAACCCUGUAAAGGACACCAGCUCACCAUAUUAUUAUCCAACGGCACCAUUAGCUUCAAUAACAGAGUCUGUGGAGAGCCAAAGCAUGUCGAGCGAUGCCCUUACUGAUGAUACAUUAUCAAUGACGACCGAUACCAGUGAUGGUCAUUCUAGACAUAGUGGAGGACGAAGGCACCCUCRUCGGAGCAGAAAUCCAAGCAACCCRAUGUCACGCUUUCCAUUUGUUCCAAGAACACACAGGAUGCCCAAAGAAGCAAGAAACCCCCUUAGUCCAGAAGAAUUUGUUCGAAUUUUAAACCAGAAACUUGAGAAAGUUGUCAUUGAAAGACAGCUUCAGGAGAGAGAAGCUAUCAAUCUGUCACACUCAAUAGAUGUUGAGAGUGCAAGUAGUGGCCACUCCAAGAAAUCAAUCCUUCAAGAAGCCAUUGAGAACAAAGAACGGCGGGAUAGAAUUCCCUUGAGUACAAUGGCAAUGAUGUCUCCUCUUCUUGUCCAAGAUGAUACAACAUCAAUCAGUACAUCUAAUCAUUCAUCAUCAAAAAGUACAAGUGCUAAUGCCACUGCUGGAUCAGGCGCCGUGAACAGCAGCAGUAGUGACAGUACACACAAACGAAGCAAAAGUAAACAUGGUUCAAAAUCCUCCAGACAGGAAUCUGAUAAAUCAUGUGAACAAGCCCCUCAUUUGAAUAGAGAAUGCAAUAAACCCCCUAAAAAAGUUACUAUUCCCUCUGACAAUAACAUUCCAUUUCUGACUGUAAAUCAUCAUCGGAUUAUGAAAUGGAUGGAAACAGGUGAAGAAGAACUUCAAAGAGAGAAAACCACUAAAGUGAGGCACCAGUCCAAGAGUAGUCGGCAAUCAUCGUCAUCAAGUCGGACAGGGGAAAACUACACUAGUCAGCUUCAACCUAACCAGCCUAUCGCUCAAGAUCCAAACAUGCCCCUUCUGCCUCAACCUGAAGCUACUACGGUGCUGGGCGAGGUGCGGAGGAGGUUAAUGGAAUCUAAAGAACAAGAGAGAAGAAGUAAACAUAGCCAAAAGCACAGGUCAAGAGCUAGUGUUGACAACACAAGCGACAGUAUGUCUUCGUUCCAAGACAAAUYGAGUUCAACAGACUGUUCAAGUUGUGCUCAAUCAUUGCUCUCAUACGACUUAAAACCCCACCAAUCAUGUGAGGCUUCUUCGACAUUUUCAUCUAUUCCAUCUUCUGCAUCAAAUAUAAAUAAUGACACAAAAAGUAGAUCAGACAGUGGAAUCGGCACAGGAUUAAGGAAGAAAGAAAAGCAUAAUUCAACAACAAUUAUUUACUGGCUAUGGGGUGAACCUAUUGCAUAUCGGACAUCAUUACCAGGAAAGAAUGUUACACUAGGACAAUUUAAAACAUUGAUCAUGAGAAAAGGGGAAUUCAGAUACUUCUUCAAGACGAAAACAGACGAAGAAGACAGAGACUGUGAAGUUGUUUAUGAAGAAGUACGAGAUGAUGAAUCUAAGCUUCCAUUGUAUGAAGGAAAAAUUGUUGGAAAAGUUGAGAAAGUAGACUCAUGAUUCAAACAGUUUGCCAAGAGAGUUUUUAAAGGAAUGUCUUGUUUUAUUAAUGGAAUAUUUUAUGACCGAGAAAGGAUUUUUAAUAUUAUUAUAACUAAAAUUCAAGGAUUUCUAGGCCUUGAGUGCCAGAGAUUUGGCUAUCAUGUACAUACAAAAUACUCAUAAUAUAUUUGUACAAUAAUAUGAUAUGUUAAUGUUGUAAAAUUUUAAGGUUCCUUCAAAUAAAAACAUUAUUUUACAGAAUUAA